Messenger RNA from Magallana angulata, 1747 nucleotides. RefSeq lists its product as uncharacterized. Bases 46 to 1707 code for a protein of 553 amino acids. The transcript is spliced from 10 exons. The record is from RefSeq and is a predicted model, not a curated record. NCBI's taxonomy places the organism in Eukaryota, Metazoa, Mollusca, Bivalvia, Ostreida, Ostreidae.
AUCCUAUUUCCGUAGUUGUUUUUUGAAAAUAUUUUAGACACAAAAAUGCAGGAUUCUUGGGAAAGUGCGCCGGAGGAAAUGUGGCUGGGUCAGGCCAAGUUUGAAGCUUAUAAGCAUAAAUCGAUGCGCUAUCAGAGAGGAAGGGGUACAUGUGUUCUCUUUAUCCUUGAUUUCUCUGAAAGUAUGCGAGGAGAAGGAAUUAAAACUUUAAAGCGAGCAGUAUCAGAUAUUCUAGAUGAAUUUUCUAAACACCCAGAACUAGAUGAGAACGUUGCCGUUAUAGUUUUUGGGAAAGAGACGCAAUUUCUACAAUAUUACUCAAAUCAUUAUACGACGAUUAAUCAAAGCAUAGAAGAUUUGGAGCCGAUUGGCGCCUCUCCACUCACAGCGGCCUUUUUGCUAGCCCUGGGCGGUCUGUUUGAGGGUUCAGCUAGCACACAUGUAGUAGGAGACUUUCUGUUGCCUCCAAGGGUAGUUGUGUUUACAGACGGUAGACUUACAAAUUUUGCUGAUAACGGCGCAAAAGAACACGAAGCAGAUUUCUUCCCCAGCCAUCAAGUAUGCAUCUUGAUACAAUUACAUUCAUUUGGAAGAUGCAUGAAUACAGACAAAUUUGAUCAGAGUUAUACACCAAGGGAACAAUCUGAAAAAAAAGUCUAUCAUGCAUCAAGAGGCUUUUUUAAAUCAUAUAAAAGUUUUUGCAACCAAAAAUAUAUUUACGCCUUUAUAUGUGUUAAUGAAGCUAAUUUUUCUAUUAUUCAUUAUUUGUAUGUUUUUGAUAAGGUGCGAUGGCCUUCCGGGAGAAAAGGCAAUUAUAGAUUUGGAUACAAUGGGAAAUUCGACGUCGAAGUGUGCGACCCUUUCUCUCCGGAAGUUAAUAAAGCUGUAAAAGACCAGCAACGAGGAACACAGAGUUUCGAUGGAAUGAGUUUAAAUAAUUUAAAGGAUAAAGUAAACCAAAAAGACACUGAAAAAACUGAAAUAGAAAAUAUAGCUUUGAGUCGACCAAUUGAGAAAACAGAUAAUGCUGAAUAUAACGGAACAAAGUCCAAGCCAACACAAACAGUAGACUCAAAGAAAAGAUAUUCUAAAAUCAGAGAAAUGUCAAAUGAUCAAAAAUAUACCAAAACUAAUAAUGGAGCAGAAGACACUGUUACUGAUGAUGAUGAUGAUGAUGAUGAUGAUGAUGAUGAUGAUAUACGGACAGACUCUGUUUAUAAAAAUUCAUUUGGAUGUGGAUGUUCAGAAAGGGGUACUUCUGAUUUUGUAACAGACCCUUCGAGUUUAGACAAGCAAACUAAACACGAGAAACUCGGUGUUGGAGCUUUGGACAGUUCAACAGAAUCACAUGAUACCGAUUCAUUGAAAAGAAAAAGCUUAACAAUUGACAAGACAUUUGAUGCUUCUGAUGUGAAAAAGACGUCUUCUUCACAAAAAGGAAAUUUUGACUCGAUGACUGAGGGUGUUAUAUCGGUAGCAGGUAAUUUAAAACGUUGUUGGCAAUGGUUAGACAGCCGUGGUGUUUGGAUUGAGUAUCCAGAUGACGUUAACGAUCAAAUUAACCACAGGCUGCAACAACGCCCAAAUGCAUCUGUUGUGGUCAAAUGCAAGGAACAAAAAUGUUUUAGAAUAGUACCAUCCAAGUCAAUACAAAUCAACAUUGAAUCCAAGGAGAGACAUUCAAUUCGAUGGCAAAAUUCAAAAUGACUAAACAAUAAUUUAGAAAGUAAUGUCAUAAAAGAAAUUA